Molecule: messenger RNA, 5473 nt
Organism: Larimichthys crocea (large yellow croaker)
Lineage: Eukaryota; Metazoa; Chordata; Actinopteri; Sciaenidae
Gene: rnf152
Product: ring finger protein 152
Exons: 2
Coding region: 962-1606 (214 amino acids)
Biological process (GO): negative regulation of TORC1 signaling; positive regulation of autophagy; protein polyubiquitination
Cellular component (GO): lysosome
Molecular function (GO): ubiquitin protein ligase activity
Source: RefSeq, a predicted model, not a curated record
CAGUUUAUUUUGGUGUCUUUACGGUAAGCAGGAAACAUUUUCUUCAUAAAAUAUGACCCAAUUUCACCAAAAUCAGUGAGAUAAAUUGGCGGUUCUUGAAAUGUGCUGUACGUACUUCUCGCGGGUGAUCACAAAGUUACGUAUACAGCUUCAUAAACGUGAUUUAAUUAAUUAAAUGUGUUAUUUUAUGGGGAAAAAGUCACACAAUGUCGCUUUAAAAACUGUCAGACACCACAAAAGCCAUAUCAUGUCACAGGAUGGACAUUUUUUACAGCGCAGUCGGAUCCAGCGGAGCGCAGCGGUGCAGCAGGACUCCUAUCUACCCUGCUGGGGCUGCUCACCGCCGGCCAGACAUCACAUCACACCACGGGCCCCCCUCCUCCUACCCUCCACACACACAGCCUGUAGUGACAUGGUUUUAUUUCCACCUGAAGCCUCCGGAUGAACGCGCGUACACACGGGCAACAUUUCUCCUCCUCCUCCUCCUCCUCCAGUGAGAGGGCGUAUCCGCGCUCAGGAGGGAGGCUGAGCCUGUGCAGCCGGAGUGGGAGGGCUUUUUUUCGGUGUGUUUUUUGAGGAAGAAAACAGCGAGCAGCCACGCCGCCCACCAAACAAGGCGAAGCGCGCAUCAACAAUUUCGCAACCACCACCGCCGCUGCUUGCUGCUGCUACUGCCCCGAUUAAAUGCACGGAGGAGCGGACAGACACCCACAGACAGAGAGGGGGUGGAAGGACAGCGGACAGCUGCUGUGAUCCAACACGGGAACUAACAAAAGAUGAACGACCAUGUUGCCACCAAAGACCUGUGACGUCAUUGUGAAGCUGUGGACGGUGGUUGAAGAUCAAGCAUUGGAGCCAGUUUUUUAGCUUUGCUUGGAGUUUUUUUUUUUUUUUACAGGACUAAUUUGAUUUAAAUUUGCUGUUGUUCUCCAGUGACCACCUACGAAAUCUUUAAAAAAAAAUGGAGACUCUUUCCCAAGAUUCAAUCCUGGAGUGUCAGAUCUGCUUUAACUACUACAGCCCCCGCCGGCGGCCCAAGCUCCUGGAUUGCCGGCACACGUGCUGCUCAGUGUGCUUGACCCAGAUGCGCAGCACCCAGAAGGAAAUCCGUUGUCCCUGGUGCCGCGGUGUCACCAAGCUCCCGCCAGGCCUGUCCGUCUCCCAGCUCCCGGAUGACCCGGACAUCAUCACCGUCAUCGCCAUCCCACACGCCUCCGAGCACACGCCCGUCUUUAUCCGCCUCCCCAGCAACGGCUGCUACAUGCUGCCGCUGCCCGUCUCCAAGGAUCGGGCUCUUGGCCUGCCGGGGGAGCUGGGAUGUCGCUUCCUGCCCGGCAGCCAGCAGAAGGGGGUGACGGUGGUGACGGUGCCUGAGCAGCAGCCUCUGGGCUUGGGUAUGGCUCUUGAAGGCGUUGGGGUGGGGCUGGAGGGCAGCGAGGGCGAGCGGAGGGUUACUGGGCCGGUUGGAGGAGGCGGGAAGGGCUCCACGUGGUCCGGCGUGUGCACGGUGAUCCUGGUGGCUUGCGUGCUGCUCUUCCUCUUGGGAAUUGUCCUGCACAACAUGUCCUGCAUCUCCAAACGCUUCACGGUCAUCUCCUGCGGCUGAGGGUUGGGGGAAGGCUGCUCGGACUGCCGCGGACUGCCCUUGGAUUUCCCCCAAUUGGCCCUGUCUCUGGCACUCUGCUCAGGAGAGGGGACUAAACUCACAUCAUGGGCAUCUAUGGGAACUACAGAGCAACAUAGAGAAACCGAUGAAAAAGAGGGCAGGGAGGAGAUCCGCAAACGGUCUGCCAAUUUUUUAUUUGGGAGAAUGGAAAUACAGAUACAAACUUGACGUUCCUCCAACAGUCCUUUUCCCGUCCUUACACGCUUUGGGAAUUACUCCUUGGCCAGCUGAUAUGUUUUUUUUGGCUAAGGGGCCGAUUUGACGCUCACAGUGGUUGGAUUGCCUGUCUUAGUCUGUGGUUUGUAGAAGUACAUCAGUUAUCAUAGUGUUGUUUAGCUGAGUGUAGCGGCGUCUCCAGCUGGACUUUCGGACUUGGCGGCUCUCCGUUUUGCGGGAAUUAACUGAGCAAGGAUCCACGUCUGGCCUCUGUUUGAAUCACCUGGGAAACUCAAGCUUUCAUUUUCUUUUCUUUUUUUUUAUAUAAUCAUACAACCUGUUUCUGUUUAGAACAAACUGUUGCAACGAUGGUUGAUGGCUCCAGGUGGGAAAGAAAAGACAAAACAUGGAUUGUAUCGUUCACUCAUGCCAGCACAACACAGCUUAAGGCUUAAAAAGUUUGAAUUAUCGCCGAAAUGUUGAGUCAUUUAAGUUCAUCAAGCAAAAUAAUCACAACCAUUUGUUGUUUUCUUGCUUUUUUUGUUGGUUUCAUAUCAUUGUAAAUUCAAUUUCAUUGGGUUUUUGAAUAAUUUGAAGACGCCGCUUGGUGGUCUUAUGAUGAAUCUUUUCACUCAAUGUGGUGGGAAACUUUGUGCAGCCUUCUGGUAGGAUUCUGGCUACCAAACGUAUACAGGCUAUUUUAGAAACAAGGAAAUGGUUAAAAAUACUCGAUAGAUCGAUACCACUCUCAUACGGCCCAUGCCAUCUACUAUAGUAUAAUGUCAUAAUGGAAAAUUGGGACAUUCAAGGUGGCGAGCGUUUGUAGUUUUUCUUUGUUUCUCCUCUGCAGAGCAUCCAUAUUAAUGUGGAUGUUUAUCUCUCAUCGAUUAGUUAACCGUCCGUCAACUUUUCACCCUGACCUGCUGAUCCUCCGUCGUCCCUUUUUAAAGACGGACUGUCGAGCUUUUGACCGGGCCCUCAGCCCACACACUAUUGACUCCCUUCAUCCAAACAACUUCCUUAAUUUAGAAAGCUGGUGGAUACGGGCUCAAACAAGCGCGAUGGUGUGUGUUUAUUUGUGUGAGUAACGGGUCAGCAACGGGUCAGGAGUGGGCGGGCGCUGCAGGGUUCCAGUUAAUGAUGACCGUAUCGAUUUAUCUGCUUUUUGAAUAUCUCUCGCAUCCGCGGAGAUGGAUGUUGUUUCUUUGUUUUCACUUUUUAUAUGUUGAGGCAAGCAAUUUGUCUGUUUACUGUAUCGUUAAAGCAAUUUAGUGUACAGUACACACAAACAGGGUGAACUCUUUUGUAUAGCGGCCUCCGUCAUGUACAGAACGAUUGUAAUUUCCUCGUCUUUUAAUGAUUCUUUUUGUUGUUUGUGUUUAACUUGGAGGUCUGAUUCGAGAUUAGGAGAGCUCGCUGUGUGUUAGCGACACAACAUAAGGAAAGAAAGUUUUGGUAUUUAGUAUAUAGAAGAAUUAUAUACUGUACCAAAAUGUUAUAUAUAAAUAUGUAUCCACUUAUUUAAUACAUCUAAACUUUGGAUAAUCCAGUCACUGAGGGUGACUUUUUUUCAAUAUCAGCAUGAUUUCAUCGCCUUAAAUCUGAGAUUUUGUCUUUACUCAGCAGUAAAUUUCUUUUGAAAAUGAGCAGAACUAGUCCUUAGUUGUUGUUUUUUUUAUUAUUAUUAUUUCUUUUGGUUUGUACAGAAGCCUUAAGCGGUUCGGCAAUGUUAUAUUGCCAACAUUUUCUCAUGAUAAAGAGUUAAUUCCAUUUGUUUUGAUCAAAAUCUCAAGUCAUCAUGUUGAAAUCAGAAAUGUUCUCGAGAUCUCAUGACGUAACGAAACUUAUGUCCUCCGAUAACGAGAGUAUUAAAACCAAAUAUACAACAAAUAUACUAGACUUUCCUUUUAUUUUCUAGAGAUCUCAUUGGCUUGUUAGCUUGAAAUCUCGAGAAAAUGGUCACGUUAUUUCAACAUAAAUAACUUGAGAAACAAUUGAAAUCACAAGAGGAAACGGAGGAAAUAAAAUGUAUCAGUGUGUGACCGCUUGGGCCUUCUGUAGGUUUGCCAUCCCAUGUCAGUAAUGAUUUCACCACCUUUCACCAAACCAACCCAAAGUCUGAGAUUUCUUCUAUUGAUUUCUUCAACAGAUCAGUGUUAGAGCUCAAGGCUUCCUGCACAGGAGCGUUGUUGUUAGUCAGAUGUUUGUUUUGCAGAUGCACUGAGAGACAGACUUAUGCUAUGAGACUACAAUGGAAGCGUUUUUUUAAGUGCGACACUCUUUAGCUGAAAGUUGAAAUAUUAACAUCAGCCUUUUAUUUCGCCAAACUCUCGCCAACGACUAAAAGUCAGUCCAAGAUUUAUUCAUCUGGUGGCUUUUGGCUCGUUCACUCUCACUCUAGUAAGCCCGAUUACAUUGCCUGCUUUCCCAGCCCCUGUUCUGGCACGACACUGGCUCUGCUCUCUACACCUGUGGUUCAAACAAUAACACUCCCUGCUGUGAAAUAGUUGGUGGAGAAGCAUCAAAAUGAUUUAAAAUCUGAAAAGUUGCACAGUGUUGCUUUAAGGUGUCAUUACAGACCUUUAAAGCAUUAAUUCCAUAAGAAAAUAAGAAUAUUUUUUGCUAAAACAAACAAGAUCUCAAACACUAAAACCAAAACCGUCUGCAGAGCUCGACACCACAAUGUCUAAAGAUCAGAUUUUGCAGUAAUUUGGCUUAACCUGGACUUCCAUACUCUAAAAAUCAUCCCACUGAGUCUGAAAUUGGAUCCAAGCCCACACCACAACAAUUCUCUUUAUGUCUUUAUUUUUCUGCUCACAGCCAUUGUUCCCAUUGACCUCUGUGAAAGCACUCGGAUGCGGUUGCUAGGAGAUGUCCGACACAAAAAGCCUCUAUCGGCUGUGGAUCUUCACAAAAACCCGCUUUCACGGAGGUCACCUCCGAGUCACUCGUUAUCAUCUGUCAUGAGUUUUAUUUAACUUAAAAGGAAUGAAGAAGUGCCGUUUCUUUGAUUCUGGGGGAUUUUUGGAGUAAAUUGUUGCUGGUUAAAUUGAGCGCCAACAUGCUCCUGGUGAUUAUCCACACACCAGGUUCACUUCAUUCAUGAUAAAUGAACCUGUCUAUAGUCCUUUCCCUCCACCGAUCCAUCAUGAAUGAACGGUGGGGGGAUGGAGGAACAAAUGCACCUCGCUUGUUCGUUUCUUUCCCCCCACCCUUAUAGCAUCUGAUCUACGAGAUUAUUGAUCAGUAGGUGGUGAAAUCGUUAUUGGAAGCUGUCAUGCAUAAAACCAAGGAUAUACACAAGGUAUUACAGCUGUUUGGGUGAUUGUUUUUCAUAUUUUUCCAGACGGAAACGUUUGUUUCUGCUCAUCAUCACACCUCUGAAUCUUCUCCCCGUCUUCUUGUAUUUUAAUUUUAAAUUUUCCAGAUGAAAAACUGCCCUGUGCAACAUUUUAUUUUUAUUUUUUACAAAAAAACGUAAAGACUUGACAACGUAUGAGAAUCGUAGAGCGAGGAGGCUUGUCUUUUCUGUGCCUGUGUGUUUGUAAAAUGCCGUGAAGUUCCUGUUGUAGUUUCCUGUUUGUGUCUGUCGGGUCGACGACGCAAGCAGCUGCUGUUUUUGGUGAAAUAUUAAAGAAUCUGAACAACAAA